CUUGAAGCGCCUGAAGAACCAGAGAGAGAGAGAUGAAGCUCCAGUGUCUGCUGCUGUCGAUCGCCCUCAGCUGCUGCUCCGCUGAAGGUGACCUCCAUGACCCUCCACCUGCUGCCGUGGUGAUGGGCGUCGCCCAGUCCCCCGUCCAAUGGGACGACGUCCCCAAGCGGGAGCUGGUCCAGGCUCAGCAGCCGGACCAGCUGUGGAGGAAGGAGGUCCUGGAUCUGCUCACACAGCUGGUCCUGGUCCAGAAAGAGGUCGCCAGCGGCCAGGCUCAGGUGGUGCAGCUCCUCGGCAUGCUGGGUACUCAGAUCCUCCGUCCAUCCGGCUGAACUGGGACUUCCUCCCCAACCAGACGGAGGCGGUCCUGACCGCCGGCUCCGCCUUCAACCUCAGCUGUCAUGGCCGCUCCUCGGUCCUCCUGACCAGCACGGCGUUCCGCCUGCUGUACCGGGACCGCCCGCUGGAGCCGGUGGAGGUCAGGAGGUCGGACCCCAGACACACCGGGACCUAUCGCUGUGGGUACGCCAACCGUAGCCUGGACCAACCGGACACCUGGAUACACCUGUAUGUCAAAGACCCAGCUGACGCCUCCACGGUGUUCGUCACACCUCGCGGCGCCCCGUCCGUCACAGAGGGCCAGGACUUCCUCUUCAGGUGUCUGCUGACCGACCCGUCCGUCACCGAGCUCACCCUCCAAUCGGCAGAGAGCAAGGCGGGCGAGGGGCGGGGCCUGCCCCGAGGCAUGAACGUGACCUUUGACCGCAAGAAGGGAGCCCUGAUCCGAGACCCGCAGAGGUCGUUCAGUGGGAAAUACGUUUGUUCGGGCUGGAAGGACCGAAGGGAGUUCCGGUCCCGACCCGUGACCCUGCAGGUGUUCCCCAAGCUACGGCAUCCUCCCUGUCUGUCCGUCAGUCAGGGUCAAGUGGUCCGUCUGAAGGGAGAGGCCUUUGAGGUCACCUGUCUCACCAGUAACCCCACCCAUUUCUACAACCUCACCUGGACACACUCAAACAUGAAGCCUCUGAAUGUCUCCGUGAGCCACGCCUACGUCAACAAGCAGCUGCACAUGAACAGCACCCUGAGGGUCUCGGCGGUGGGCCGGCCUCACGGGGGCCGCUACACCUGUACGGCCAUCAACGAGGCCGGAGCCGCCUCGGCCAGCACGGAGCUGAGGGUUCUGGACGGCCCCUACCUGAGGAUCUACCUACGCGCUGACACCGACUCCAGGGCCAAUGCUAGCAGCAUGAAGGGGCCAGGAGAGCUACAAGCUAAUGUUAGCACCCAUCGACUGGGCGUCGCUGGGGAUAGCAGUGCUAAUAUUAGCGGCAGCAGCACAGUGGAGGUGCAUGAAGGUCGAGAUGUAACGUUGACCUUUGUGAUCGAAGCGUAUCCUCCAAUCAGGAGCCAGCGCUGGACAACAACAACACAAGCCCAUAAGGACAACAACAAUACGGUGUACCAGGAAAGCUACGCUGUUCACGGCUACAGGGCGGAGGCCAGCUUGCUGCUACGUCGGGUGCAUCAUGAGGAUCGAGGUCGAUACUCGUUCUACUUUGCUAACUCGUUCUUUGACGGCUCGCAGAAGAUCGACCUCCGAGUUUACCGUUCUCCGAGCAUCGUCAUCCGUCUUCAGAACGACACGCUGACCUGCUACAGCUCUGGAUACCCGUUACCCACAAUGCACUGGUACAUCUGCCCCGGGGUCACGCACACGUGUGGAGACGUCCCUGUUCACCAGGAGGUGAGGACACAUGUGUCCUUCCAGGACGAGGAGGUGAGGACACAUGUGUCCUUCCAGGACGAGGAGGUGAGGACACAUGUGUCCUUCCAGGACGAGGAGGUGAGGACACAUGUGCCCUCUCAGGACGAGGAGGUGAGGACACAUGUGUCCUUCCAGGACGAGGAGGUGAGGACACAUCUGUCCUUCCAGGACGAGGAGGUGAGGACACAUGUGUCCUUCCAGGACGAGGAGGUGAGGACACAUGUGUCCUUCCAGGAUGAGGAGGACGAGGAGGUGAGGACACAUGUGUCCUCUCAGGACGAGGAGGACGAGGAGGUGAGGACACAUCUGUCCUCUCAGGACGAGGAGGUGAGGACACAUGUGUCCUUCCAGGACGAGGAGGUGAGGACACAUGUGUCCUCUCAGGACGAGGAGGUGAGGACACAUCUGUCCUCCCAGGACGAGGAGGUGAGGACACAUGUGUCCUUCCAGGACGAGGAGGUGAGGACACAGCUGCCCCUCCCCCGCUCAGCCGGGGACGUCACCGUGGAGUGCGUCUCCUCCAACCGGGUGGGCCGGGCUCGAGAAGUCUUCGCUCAGCGCUCGGCUAAACGACCUUUGUUGACCCCGGCUCUGAUUGGAUGUCUGAGUGCAGCCGUGCUGCUGCUCCUGCUCUUAGUGGUCUUGUUCUACAAGUGGAGACAGAAACCCAAAUAUGAGAUUCGCUGGAAGAUCAUCGAGAGCACCGACGGGAACAGCUACACCUUCAUCGACCCCAGCCAGCUGCCGUACAACCAGAAGUGGGAGUUUCCUCGAGAGAAACUUCGACUCGGUGCUGUUGUGGGUUCAGGAGCGUUUGGGAAGGUAGUCAAGGCAACGGCGUAUGGUCUGGGAACUGGCGACGCCACUCGAGUUGCCGUGAAGAUGCUCAAACCGAGCGCUCACUCUGAGGAACGGGAGGCCCUGAUGUCGGAGCUGAAGAUUCUCGGCCAUCUUGGUUACCAUGACAACAUCGUCAACCUGCUGGGAGCCUGCACUCGAGGAGGUCCCAUGUUGAUGAUCACAGAGUACUGUAGCCAUGGCGACCUGCUGAACUUCUUGCGGGCCCAUGCUCAGAACUUCGUGGGGUCACUUCUCGGCGUGGAGGAAGUGGAGGCAGAGGCCCCGUAUAAGAACAUGGCCCCCCAGAGCCCCCGAGUCCGGAGUGACAGUGGGAUCUCCUGCUGUUCAGACUAUCAGGAGAUGCAGCCGGUUCAGAGUCCAGGACAAACACACCUGGGUGUGCAGAUCAACAGUGUUUCUGUCGGUGAUCUCAUGAGGUUUUCCUACCAGGUAGCUCAGGGUCUGGACUUCCUGUCCACCAGGAAUUGUAUCCACAGAGACGUAGCAGCGAGGAACGUCCUGCUGACCGACCGCUGCGUGGCGAAGAUCUGUGACUUCGGUUUGGCCCGAGACAUCCGCAACGACGACAGCUACAUCGUGCAGGGGAACGCCCGCCUCCCGGUGAAGUGGAUGUCUCCAGAGAGCAUCUUCCAGUGCGUCUACACGGUCCAGAGCGACGUCUGGUCCUACGGGGUUCUGCUGUGGGAGACCUUCUCGCUCGGUAAGAGUCCGUACCCAAACGUUGCCGUGGAUACCAAUUUCUACAAGAUGAUCCAAGAUGGCCGCCACAUGGACAAGCCAGACUUCGCCCCAGACGAGAUAUUUCAGCUGAUGACGCUCUGCUGGAGUUUGGAGCCCACAGACAGACCGACCUUUAACAUGAUUGGUCAGCUCAUUAACAGGCUCCUCCCCUCCACCAAUGACACAGCUUCACAUCACAGGGACCAGUCAACAAACAAAAACCUCAACGAGUGCAAAGAAGAGGAGGAAGAGGAGAAGGAGGAGGUCAGAGGAAGAGGCGCACUGAAGACAGGAGAGGAGCAUGGCCGGAGAGAGCACCAUGAUGAUAAUGAUGAAGAAGAGGAGAAGAAGCCGAUGAUGAAGAACAUCUACCAGCUGACCUGAUUGUCUUGUCCAGUAAAGAUGCUGGAAAUGAAGCAUGUUCCUCAAAGAUUCAGAGAGAACAGACGUCAUGAGUCCAGAUGUAACCGAAAACCACCACUCGAGAUCUGGGUCUGGAUCCUGUGGUUCUUGAUCCUUUGAUCUGGAUCAUCGGGGUCUGGAUCCUGUGGUUCUUGAUCCUUUGAUCUGGAUCAUCGGGGUCUGGAUCCUGUGGUUCUUGAUCCUUUGAUCUGGAUCAUCAGGGUCUGGAUCAUGUGGAUUUGGCUGCUAUAAGUCUGGAUCCUUUGAUCUGGUCUGAGACCUGCUACUUGGGGAACCUAUUCACUCUACUGAUUCUGGUGUUACAUUUUAAUUGUUUUAAUGUUUCUUAUUGUGUUUGAAUAAAUCUUUUAUCUUAAUAACACA
Molecule: messenger RNA, 4132 nt
Organism: Pseudoliparis swirei
Lineage: Eukaryota; Metazoa; Chordata; Actinopteri; Perciformes; Liparidae
Product: macrophage colony-stimulating factor 1 receptor 2-like
Exons: 25
Coding region: 149-3730 (1193 amino acids)
Biological process (GO): positive regulation of kinase activity; cytokine-mediated signaling pathway; osteoclast differentiation
Cellular component (GO): signaling receptor complex; CSF1-CSF1R complex
Molecular function (GO): macrophage colony-stimulating factor receptor activity; ATP binding; cytokine binding
Source: RefSeq, a predicted model, not a curated record